This is a messenger RNA of Arabis nemorensis, 1923 nucleotides long. The record is from the annotation of a GenBank genome assembly. NCBI's taxonomy places the organism in Eukaryota, Viridiplantae, Streptophyta, Magnoliopsida, Brassicales, Brassicaceae.
AUGUUCGAUGGUCUCUUAGGCCGUGGGUUUGCUCCUAAGGGAAAACCACUGAUAAAACUGACUAAGAAUCGGAUCGAUGUUCUUCGGAGGAAGAGAAACGCUACGAUCAGGUUUUUGAAGAAAGAUUUGGCUGAUCUAAUUUCUAAUGGCCUUGACCUUAAUGCUUAUAACAGGGCUAGUGGGCUUCUUGAUGAAUUAAGGCAUCUAUGGAAUCUUGACUUUGUAGAGAAAACCUGUGAUUUCGUAUAUAAGAAUCUCUCUACCAUGCAAAAGAUUGCGGAAUGUCCAGAAGAUUGUCGUGAAGCUGUGUCGUCGUUAAUGUUUGCAGCCUCUGGAUUUUCUGAGUUACCUGAGUUGCGUGAGCUGAGGCAAAUGUUUCACGAAAGAUACGCAGAUUCACUUGUAUUGUUUGUCAACCAAGAGCUUGUUGAGAGUAUGUCAUCGAAGCCAUUUUCUUUGGAGAAGAAAGUGAAGUUAAUGGAAGAUGUUGCAUUGGAGUUCUCUAUUCGUUGGGAUCCUAAAGAUUUUGAGAAGAAGAUUGCGAGACAGAAUAGUAGUUCGAUAAAGGAGACCCCAAAGAGCAAUUUUGACAAGUACAAGCUUGUAGACAAAAACAUGGCAAUGCCAAAAAGAGAAGUACAUGAACCGAUAUUUACCGAUGGUGACACUAUAGUAAUGAAGCUCAAGCGUGAGAAUCAGCAUGGGAUAACGCCUAAAGAAAGGUGGGAUAAUGUUCGUCGCAGCUCCAGAUCGGAAAGCAAGGAGAAUAAAGCUGAAAGGAAGGAGUUUUGUUUGCAAUCUAAGCAAGAAUCUUCUAGAGAAAGACAUGAGCCUAUUUUUAACGAAGGUGACACUAUAGUGAUGAAGAUCAAGCGUGAGAAUGGACAUCAAAAUGGUGAGGCUGAUGCGUGGCCUAAGAAAACAGAUGUUAUUGCCUCAGAGACACCAAAGCCUAGCAGCACCAAAAAACCCGACAAGUUAGUUCUCGGCUUUAAACAAGAGAGUUUCUUUCAAGGAUACAAACACGAGAUUCACGAAGAGCAUGCACCUCUGAAAGCGGAAGAUAACAUCUCAAGACCUCCAAAGCCAAGUAGCAAGUCGAAGAGAACAGAAUCUUUAGAUUCAGUUCGUAGACAUCGUAAUGACUGGGAGAGUAGAGACAAUGCAGUUCUUGUUGGAGAGAACACAGAAAAAGAUUCAUCUAGUGGUAACGUCAAGGAUGGUGAUCAUGCAAAUCCAGCAAGGAAAAUCGAGGAGCGAGAAUCAGAGAGAAUGAAAUCACAAAUUUACAAAUCCCUUCCACCUCCGUAUGUUAAACCUAGUGGUAAACCAAAGAAUGAUAAAGCUGAAGCUUCAGUUUAUCCAAAGGCUCGGUUUGAUGGCGAAGAAGGAAACCAUCCAGAGAUUGAUAAGAAUGUUAUCCGCGUCGAGAGAGGAAAUGAAGCAGAUUAUGACAUAGAUAGUCAAUCUCUGAAACGGCGAUCUAGUAGAAGAAAACACAUCUUACAAUCAGGUGAUGGUGAUGAUGAUACCAGAAGCCGAAGAAAAGAAAACUCGAGGAAAGGCCUUCAAGUCUUAAUCGAUGAUGAUGAGAAGGACAGUGAGGAAAAGAUGAUGGAUAAGCUUCUCAUGCAUUACAGUAAAAAACCUUCGAGUUAUGAAAAUAACAAUGUGCAACAAGAAUCCAAAAGCAGACGCUCACAUCUUAAAAAACCCGAAUGUGAAGAGAUGAUGAUUCAUCAGCCCGCACGGUCACGAUCUCUCCCCAGUGAACAAUGGGCCGGACCAUCUGAACCGUCGAAAACGUUUGCCCGUGCUUCAUCGUUUCAGCCAGAACGUUCCAGUGAAGCUAAGCACGUUCACCCCAAGUUACCAAACUACGACGAUUUGGCUGCAAGAUUUGCAGAGCUUAAAGGAAGGUAG